AUGCGUUACUCGAACAAGAAGCACAUGCACAAGUGGCCUACGAAUCAUUUCACGUGGAAUUUUCAGUUCGCCUGUAGAGCAAAUCUACAAAUAGCGGAAGCAGCGUUUGCUCUGAGGGCAGUGAAUUUUUCGCUGACUUUUACACGCAGCAUGCACAAUCCUAACAUAGUGAUUUCGUAUAAAGAUGGACGGCACACUAUGUUGGACAAUUAUUACUCAGGUACUAUGUGCUCGUUGGACUUUGAUGGUCAAGAUGGAGUACUUGCUCACGUGUAUUUUUCUAACGGAGAUCUCGAGCAUGUAUCUGAGGUACAUAUCGACAAUGCGGAACAGUGGCACGAGCUCACUGAAAAUCCAUGGAAUAAGGAUCAUUUGUUGCACACGCUGACUCAUGAGAUCGACCAUGCAAUAAGAAUAGAGCACACUUGGAUGAUGUUCUGGCUGUGCAACCUUUAUGGACCUAACCCGGAUGCACCUGAACUACCUCCGAUCUCUACAUUUGCCCCUCCGACGAUCGCGCCGACUACAACAACAACGAUCGCGCCGACUACGACGACAACAACGACGUCGCAGCCGCCGUCGCCGCCGCGUAAACCCAAGCCGCUACCACCUAGGAACGCGUGCGAAUUGGAUGCGGCUUAUCAACGACCAUCCGGUNAGCUCGUGCUCUUCACCUAUGGUUACGUGUACUUAGUUUCCUACCCCAGUUUACAAUUGCAAGACGGACAGACCUACAUCAUAUUCAACAACGACUCCGUGGCCGUUCUAGACGAUUGUCANUUGAGGAUUACAGAAUACAGCAAAUUGAAACUAACGUUUUCAGGAGUUCCACCAAGUAUGUCGCUGGCUUUACAUAAUUCAGAUGGCAAUGUGUACUUUCUGUACUCUGAGAGAUAUCUCGCGUUCAGCGAAUUCAUCAAUUUCAUGCACUUUGCGGGACCUUUCAAUAUGAGAUUAAUUACUAUUCAUUGCCCGGAUAUAAACAUCUCAUACAACUUAAAGUCUUUAGUUUCUCAACUCAAAAAGUACAAACACACUCUUUAUUCCGGAUAG
Molecule: messenger RNA, 1053 nt
Organism: Pseudomyrmex gracilis
Lineage: Eukaryota; Metazoa; Arthropoda; Insecta; Hymenoptera; Formicidae
Product: matrix metalloproteinase-16-like
Exons: 4
Coding region: 1-1053 (350 amino acids)
Biological process (GO): proteolysis
Cellular component (GO): extracellular matrix
Molecular function (GO): metalloendopeptidase activity; zinc ion binding
Source: RefSeq, a predicted model, not a curated record